UUUUCUUUAGAAGGAGCUUGAAAAAUGACGACCCCAACGCAGCUGAUACUCUCCUUCUUCCUCCUCUUAUCUCUCUCCACCGUCGCACUUUCCGAUGAAGAAGAUUGCGUUUAUUCCCUCUACAUAAGAACGGGAUCAAUCAUCAAAGGCGGAACCGACUCCGUCAUCAGUUUAACACUCCAAGAUGGCUACGGUGAGUUCGUCGAGAUCAGCAACCUCGAAACCUGGGGCGGGUUAAUGGAGCCAGAGCACAACUAUUUCGAGAGGGGUAAUCUGGACAUCUUCUCGGGUAGGGGACGCUGCUUGUCUUCCCCUGUAUGUUCCAUGAACUUAACCUCGGAUGGGUCGGGUCCAGGCCAUGGAUGGUACUGUAACUACGUGGAGGUCACCGUCACCGACGUCCAUUCCCCUUGUAGCCAGCAGCUGUUCACGGUGGAGCAAUGGUUGGCGCUCGACGCCUCACCCUACAACCUCACGGCCAUCAGGAACAACUGUUCCUCGGAGUUUCCUGUUGAUCGUCGCCGUGAUCGUAUGUCUACUGUCUAGCUCUACCAUGUUAUGAGUCUUUAUUAUGUACGGUGA
Hibiscus syriacus is the source of this 582-nucleotide messenger RNA. RefSeq names its product PLAT domain-containing protein 3-like. The record is from RefSeq and is a predicted model, not a curated record. NCBI's taxonomy places the organism in Eukaryota, Viridiplantae, Streptophyta, Magnoliopsida, Malvales, Malvaceae. The transcript is spliced from 2 exons. Gene Ontology annotation, molecular function: protein binding. Bases 25 to 546 code for a protein of 173 amino acids.